AUGGGGUUACAGGUUUUACAACGCAGCAAGAUCAUUGGGGCACGAUACUACAACAGUGAAGGAUAUUAUGACAUUUCAGACUUCAAAUCUCCAAGGGACUCCUUAGGGCAUGGGACACAUACAGCCUCAACCGCUGCAGGCAGGGAGGUGGAUGGAGCAAGCUACUUUGGACUAGCUAAGGGAACUGCAAGAGGUGCAGUGCCUAAUGCAAGAAUUGCUGUGUACAAAGUUUGCUGGUAUUAUGGAUGUGCUGUUGCAGACAUCUUUGCAGCUUUCGACGAUGCUAUAGCAGAUGGUGUAGAUAUCAUUUCAGUGUCUCUUGGAGCUGACUUCCCUUUGGAAUACCUCCAAGACCCAAUUGCUAUUGGAUCUUUCCAUGCCAUGAAAUAUGGUAUCUUAACCUCAAGCUCUGCCGGUAACUCUGGCCCCUUUCCAGUAACAGUUUCCAACUACGCGCCUUGGAUACUGACUGUUGCUGCCAGCAGCAUUGACAGAAAAUUUGUCGCCCAGGUGGUGCUUAGCAAUGGACAAGUCUACACUGGACUCUCGGUUAACAGCUUUGAGCUCAACGGGACCACAUUUCCCUUGAUCUGGGGAGGAGAUGCUGCAAACGUUUCUGCUGGUUACAGUUCGGACUUUUCAAGAUAUUGCCUACCUGAUACCUUGGACUCGUACAAAAUUAAGGGAAAGAUUGUUCUCUGUGACACCCUUUGGGAUGGUUCUACCGUUCUUUUGGCAGAUGGUGUAGGUACAAUAAUGGCUGAUCUAAUAACUGAUUAUGCCUUCAACUACCCAUUACCAGCAACUCAAAUCAGUGUAGAAGAUGGCCUUGCAAUUUUGGAUUACAUCAGAACUGCCAAAAAUCCUUUGGCGACUAUUCUAUUUAGUGAGACUUGGAACGACGUCAUGGCACCCAAUGUAGUUUCAUUUUCUUCAAGAGGACCCAACCCGAUCACCCCAGACAUUCUUAAGCCUGAUAUAACUGCCCCUGGUGUGGACAUCCUUGCUGCUUGGUCACCCGUGGCACCACCUUCCAUCUACUAUCUGGACACCAGGAGUGUCGACUACAAUAUUAUCUCUGGGACAUCCAUGUCUUGCCCUCAUGCUAGUGGUGCCGCAGCCUAUGUCAAGGCUGCCCACCCCAACUGGUCUCCCGCUGCAAUUAAAUCUGCCCUCAUGACCACAGCUCAUGUGAUGGACCCAAGGAAGCACGAAGACCUCGAAUUUGCUUAUGGGUCAGGUCACAUCAACCCCUUGAAUGCAACAGAUCCCGGACUUGUGUAUGAUGCAUCAGAGGCAGAUUACAUAAGCUUCCUCUGCAAGCAGGGUUACAACACCUCCACACUGAGACUUGUCACAGGGGACGACAGUGUUUGCAACAGCACAGAGCCUGGAAGAGCUUGGGAUCUCAAUUAUCCCUCAUUCUCGCUAGCUGUGGAAGAUGGGAACCAAAUCAUGGGUGUCUUCACCAGGACGGUUACUAAUGUUGGCUCUCCCAACUCAACCUACACUGCCGGCAUGUACGUGCCUACCACCCUCAGUGUCACAGUGGAGCCAUCCGUAAUAUCAUUCUCUGCCAUCGGAGAGAAGAAAUCAUUCACAGUGAAGGUGUAUGGACCUAAGAUUUCGCAACAGCCCAUCAUGUCUGGUGCAAUAUGGUGGACAGAUGGGGUCCAUGAGGUAAGAAGCCCACUUGUGGUGUACACAGUUCUCCCAGGUGCUACCUAUUCUUCCUACUCCAUGUCUCACAAGAAACCAGUUUUCAAAGGUUCUUCCAUCUAUCACAAGAAUGGGAUCCUUGGAAACAACUAAGUUCCAUCUAAGACUCCAUCCGUAGUCAAGAGUUUGGAAUCCUGGAGAGAACAGGUUUUCACCGCCUCUCCUGAAAGGGUAAUAAAACUUUGGUCUUUUCUUGUUAUGGGCUGACGUGGUUGGGUCCUCUAGCCAUUUGAGGAGGUAAGCUUUGCCUAGGCGUGGGUUAUAUCAGAAAGGCAGACAACAGACAAACAGUAGAAUAAAAUCAAACUAAUAGGUCAUUGUGACUUGUUUGUUUCCAGUGAAUUGGUUA
This is a messenger RNA of Vitis vinifera (wine grape), 2068 nucleotides long. RefSeq names its product cucumisin. The record is from RefSeq and is a predicted model, not a curated record. Gene Ontology annotation, biological process: proteolysis. Gene Ontology annotation, molecular function: serine-type endopeptidase activity. The transcript has 6 exons. NCBI's taxonomy places the organism in Eukaryota, Viridiplantae, Streptophyta, Magnoliopsida, Vitales, Vitaceae. The coding region runs from base 1 to 1812 and encodes 603 amino acids.